Messenger RNA from Calidris pugnax (ruff), 5796 nucleotides. RefSeq names its product neurexophilin and PC-esterase domain family member 3 (gene NXPE3). The record is from RefSeq and is a predicted model, not a curated record. Bases 262 to 1941 code for a protein of 559 amino acids. NCBI's taxonomy places the organism in Eukaryota, Metazoa, Chordata, Aves, Charadriiformes, Scolopacidae. The transcript is spliced from 7 exons.
CGGCGGGGCCGAUGGAUAUACAGCCUGCCGCCGCCGGGGCUGGGGGGCGAGGCUGCCGCCUGGCCCGGGGGAACGGCGAGGGCAUUGCGGUUAUUUUUGGCCUUUUGUGCGGAUGGCUUCAGAGAAUGCUCCAGGAAUAGGGAAUGAAGUGGAAAUCAACUGAAUUCUCUUGUGCACCGCUGAGACGAAAUGACAUUCAUGCCUGUGGUGAAUGGAAGUCAUGGCAGCAUCUAACAUGGGAGGGAAAGACAUGAACGGACAAUGUGGCGUGACUCGUUCAGAUUGCAAAUCUUCUGCCUGCUUAUGGCAGUGCUGGCUAUUGUGGUGCUGGUCCAUAAUUUUUUUCAGUUAGAGCACCUGGACGACGACACAGUUUCAGGAUCGAAUUGGAUAACAGAAAACAAUGUCCAGCAUUCACAGACAACCAAAACUACCCGGAAGCCUUACUGUGGUUAUAAGCAACAGACGUUGUCCAAAAGAGAACAGGCGGAGCAGGAGUCGUUGCUUGCUGCAAUACAGUGGCCAAAACCCCCCAGUGGCAAACUUGCCUUUCUACAAAGCACUGAUCCUGCUCACAGUGACUUCGUGAUUGUGAAACCCAGCGGGUUCUUCAAGGUGGGUGAUCAGUUAGAGGUGCUGGUUCGUAUGAAGGAUUUCCAAGGAAAACCCAAGCAGUAUGGUGGAGACUAUCUACAGGCACGAAUUCACUCUCCUCUGCUGAAAGCUGGAGCAACAGGAAGGGUUGUUGAUUGCCAUAAUGGCCUUUACAAAGUCUUCUUUACCUUGCUUUGGCCAGGAGAGGUCAAAGUUUCUGUGUCACUUGUCCAUCCGAGUGAAGCAAUCCAAGUCCUCCUGCGUUUACGAGAAGAGAGGCCAGACAGGGUCUAUUUCAAAAGCUCAUUCAAGUCUGGGAGGUAUUCGGAAACCACCGAGUGCAAUGUUUGCUUGCCUGGAGAUCUCCCAGUCUGUAACUUCACAGAUCUCUACACAGGUGAGCCAUGGUUCUGCUACAAACCUCGAAAACUGUCUUGUGCCAGCCGGAUCAGCCAUGCCAAGGGUGGAUACCAAAAAGGUCUUCUGACGCAAGAGGAAAGCCUCUUUUUCCAAAGUGAUGUGAACAUCAAAAGGCCGAUAUUCUCCAGUGGACCCGAUUCAGUGAUUGUAAAGCCCAAGGCAUUUACAGAUUCAAGCAGUAUGGACAGAGCUGAAGAUCACACCAUUUUCCCUUCUGGUUAUUAUUAUGAAGAUGAGUGGAGGUCCAGAACACACUGGAUCCAUCGUUUUAACAAGUCAGAUGAUAUAACCAAUUGCUUGCAAGGAAAAGUAAUCCACUUGUUUGGAGACUCUACAAUAAGGCAGUGGUUUGAAUAUCUGACAGCAUUUGUUCCAGAUCUAGUGGAGUUUAACCUGGGGAGUCCGAAGAAUGUGGGCCCUUUUAUGUCUGUAGACCUGAAGCACAAUAUCCUACUGAAGUUCCGCUGUCAUGGGCCACCCAUUCGCUUUUCAACAGUUUUUAGCAGCGAACUGCGCUACAUCGCCAACGAGCUGAAUGGCAUAGUGGGGGGGAGAAACACGGUGAUAGCCAUAACUAUAUGGUCCCACUUCAGCACUUUCCCCGUGGAAGUGUAUAUCCGGCGGCUGAGGAACAUACGGAGAUCAAUUAUUCAGCUGCUGGAUCGCAGCCCCAAGACUUUAAUCGUCAUCAGGACUGCUAACGUUCAGGAGCUUGGGCCAGAAGUGAGCCUCUUUAACAGUGACUGGUAUUCCUUUCAGCUUGAUUCUGUCAUGAGGAAAAUGUUCUCAGGAAUUGCUGUGCACUUUGUGGAUGCUUGGGAGAUGUCUCUGGCUCAUUACUUGCCACAUAACUUGCAUCCAGAAGAAGUCAUUGUUAGGAAUCAAAUAGAUGCGUUUUUAUCUUACGUGUGCCCUCUGCAAAUUUAGCACAAGUGGGUAUCCCUGUGUCAUCUUUUGCUGUAGCUGAAGUAAAGUUGCUCUUUGUUGGAGCUACCGAAUUACGCUGGAUGGUAUGGAAGAACUCUGGUUAUUGUACCUGCAUGCAGUAAAAGAGGGGUGGCCUUAACUCUGGGUAGCUAUGAUGGGACAAGAUGACUGUUCAGGCCAUAUCUUCAUGUGAGGUUGAUUUCUUUCAACCUUAUCACACAUACCUGAGAUUAUUAGUGAGCACCUUAAAUUAAAUUAACAGGAUUCAAUAAGAAAUUGCGUGGGUUAUUAGCUUUACUAGUUGUCUACACUGUAUGCUUGAUUUAGUCCAUAUGAUACUGAUUCUGUUGCCAGGGUCUUGCUGCUCGGAACUGUCUGUGAAACCUGGGAAAGAUUUUGGGAGCAGUCUUUCAACAUUCCAGAGUUUGAGGGACAUCCCCUCUAGUUGUAUGUCAGGGAAGCAAAGUGUCUGUUCUUGUUUCAAAGUUCUAAUUAGAAACAUGAAGGGGGUGUACCAAAAUCACUAAUAUCAAUCGAAAAAGCACAACCAGAAUAUCUAUAGUAUUAAUUCAUUAAGAAUUGGCUGAAAUUGAAUAGACCACACUAGUUAGGCAACUUUGAUGUUUACAGAUAGCUGCUAAAUAAUGCAAAUAGACAUUUUAGCUUGGUUUCCUGUACUACUGAAUUUCUUCUGAGCUUUGAUGCACUGUCUACUUCUUGAUUUAUCUGUAAUGGAGAAAUGUGUAUAUUAUGACCUCGGUGAAGACACUGUCUUGGGCAGUUUCUGCAAGUUUGAAUUGCAGGCUUUGCCUACUUGAAGCUUGAAAUAUUUCCUGGUGAAAGCGUUUCCCUUCCUGUAAGAUAAAGCUAUUCCAUUAUGCUCUUGCCAAGCUGGGCUUCUGAAACUUGCUCGUGUACAUCCUUCAUACGUAGUGUCUGCAUGGAGAGGCCAGGUGACCUGAAUGCACUUGAGGAUGUUUGGCAAUGGGUAACAGUAACUGGUGCGCACUGGUGUCAAGGCCGUGCAAUGAUCCCCCUUCUAUGUCUGGCAGUUUUAUCGCUUAUGAGCUUCAUUGCUGCCAGUAUAAAAGGUCAAAAAAAUUGUGCUCAAAAGCCAAACACACACAGGGUUGCCCUUCGUACAGAUUCUUGGUAAAUAUUUGCAGUUUUGCUGGUGUGAAAGCUGGUGGCUCUUGGGCCUCUUGGUGUGGUGUUUUCUGCUGUUAAUUUCAUCGAGCCUGCCUAGUUUUAACUUUGAAAACAAAGUUUUGAUUAAAUUCAGCCCCCAAAUUAAACAGCAGAGAAGUGUUAAACGUUGUCUUAUUUCUGAUCCCACUCAGUCCAAAGGUAGUCUUUACUGAGAAAUGUGUCAAAACAGCAGUGGAGGGCUUCUGAAGUGGCUUGACAUGCUUAAGAGGGAUAUAGAAGUUGAGUCUUUGUGAGCACGCUGAGAAGAUAAAAAUUAAUAAGGCAAAUUGGUAGGUCGUACAGAGUGGAACAAUUGAAAUGUCGUACUUUUAGAAAUGUUUUACUGUUCGCCAGGUUUGCUGCUGUAUUAGGAAGAUUGUGCAGUUAUUGCUGGCACCCUAAGAGGGCUAAUGCUACCAGCUACAGAACAGUGUUUUUUGUUUCGUUCAUUUUAAAGGACAACUGAGAACUGUUUUAAAAACAAAUGUAAAUGCUUUUAGCAUGUAAAAGUCAUCAGUAGCAUCCAUCUAUAAACUUACCAAUUUUAAAAUGUUUAAAAAUGACUGGAGGAGUCGCAUAUGCUGAAAUAGCAUUUAUUCAAAUCUGAAUUAAGGAGGCCCAAUUUGCCAGUUCCUACUGACAACUGCCUCACGUAGUAUCUGUCCAUAUAUUAGCUUUAGGUAACUAUUUCUUCCUUUAAUAAGUUCAUGGAAAUUUAUCCUCUGCUAAAAAGAGACCACACCAAUCCAGGUCUGGGAAGGCAAACCACCACAAUACAAACUGACCUUUCAUCUUUUCCAGGUGUGUUUUUGAAAAUAGGUAGAGCAUAAGGCUUUCAUCCUGAAUAACAAAUCUAUCCAAAUAAUGUUAAUGAAAAUAAGACUUCAAACUUUUACUUUGAAGGAAACUACUUAAUUUGUGGACUAACUGUUUGGUUUUCCUCCUAAAGCCAUAUUGCAUGUGAAAGCGUGGUGACAGCAUGUUUCUUCUCUGAAUGUUGGGGUGCUCACCACUGCUCUUCAACAGCAACUUUUUAUUGCUGUUAGCUAGCAAGAACAGAUAGAGAGAAACAUGUUUUUUUGAAUGUCUUGACGAUUGAAGAAAAGAGAACAGGACUUAUAUUAGCAAAGAUAUCUAAUCACUUUCUAGUAGAACCUCUCCCUUUUAGAUUAAUUAGAUUCAUUUUUUUUAAAUAUCAGAUUAACUUUUAGGUAAUGAACUUGAGGGAAAUUGCCAGUUGAUUUGGAAUGAGAACUACUAUUUCAUUUCUUUGGUUUCUGGAAUAGACAGAGGAGAAGGGGAGAGGCUGAGGACUUAAUUUUGUUUUAAGAUGAAGACUGGGGACACUAUGCUUUCAUAUGUCAUUCAGUUGAACUAGAAAUGAUUUUUCAUUUCCAUUCUUGGCUUGUUACCACUUGCACUAGUUGUGUAUGUACUGUAUAUGGAAACAUAGAAGCAAUAAAAUAUUUUUAAAUCUGUUUGUUUAAACCUUUAAGCUUCUAAAUGGAUUUUAAUAGGGACUUAGGUUAAGAGGUUAACAGGACUGGAAAGGAAUUUCUCAGUUGUCAGUUAUGUAUCUUCCUUUACAUUUAAAAAUUUAUUUAACGAGAUUUUUCAGAGCCCUGUCUUCCUUUUCUUUCCAUUUUCUUCACUUGAAGUGAAGAGAUUGUAUUACUCUUUUCAUUCUUGUCCCGAGCCUUUUGAUUACUAACCUUUAAUACAGAGAUUUAUUUUUUUCAUUUUUAAUUUCUUUAUUAUAUUCAAAAUCUAUCUCACUCAAUCCCAGCGAAAAAGACUAUUUUUUUGGUGUUUACAAGAAGAUUUCAGAGCAAUUUUGUUUAUAAAAAAGUAAACUCCCUUUUACAGAUUAGAUUGAUACACAGUGAUUUUCUGCACCUGAUAUUUUGAGAAUCUUGUUUCUCAUAUAUAUUGUGCUAGGCUGAUUUCUAUGUUCUAGAAAUUUAGUAAAAACAUUAGUUGAAUUGCUGAUGAAAAGAGGAUAAAAAGCCAAAGUUGCCAUUUUUUCAAGUUUUCAAUUGCUUCUGAUUUCAUCUGCUUUGCAGCACUAUUGCAGCUCUGCUUUACGAGAUUCAAAGUAUUGUUUUUCAUUGUUUUACUUGUUAGAGGUAAGCUUUUAAAAAUGGGAACUUUUCUUACCAGAAGGUUCUGUAUGACGUUUUAUGUGCUACAGGUGACAAUUCCAUGUAUAUGAGACAAACCCGAAGAUUUGAAAUUGUCUCCUGGGAAGGGUGAGGGUAUUUGGCUUUUGCUUUGCUUUUAUUGCAGAAGCGUGGCUUCAAACAUUGUUCCACACGUAACGGUUUUAAGUAACAGCAAAAAAACUUCAAAUGUGUAUUUAGUUUAUAAUACACUUGUUAAGCCCAGAUCACUCCAUGCUUAGUUUCUACUCAUAUAUACUUAGACUGUUUGGAAGGCUCUUGUUGCCUGCUGGUAGCAGCAAAGGACUGUAUAUCUGUGUGUUAGAUAACAAACCGUUUGAAAACAAGUUUUUUAUUUUUUUUUAUUAUAUGCAUAUUACUGAAAUGUUUACGAUACAAAGAAGGCUCUAAUGUCUUUUUUUUUGCUGAUGUGAUCAGAAAAACAAUUUAAAUAGCCAAAAUGCUCAAAGAAUAAACAGUUCCUAAUAAAGAGGGCAAGUUUACUUAA